AUGGACACGACAGAAGGCAUUACAUUAGACUCGAGGAAGGUCGCCAAUGUGUUGGAAUGGCCAAGUCCUCGACAUGGUAAGGACAUCCAACGAUUUUUGGGGAUCGUUAAUUACUUCCGAGACCACAUUCCAAAUGUGUCACGUUUAACCGCCCCACUCGACGCUUUACGACAUGCUGGUAGCUUAAACAAUACAUGGAACAAACAUCACGAGGAUGCUUUUUACAAAAUAAAGUAUGCGGUAUCACAUGCACCUACGCUUAGGCAUGUUGACCUUCGCUUACCAUUUCACCUAGCAACGGAUGCCUCUAAUGACGGCACCGGUGCGGUUUUAUAUCAGAAGUACAAUGAUCAUAACAACAUCGUGGGCUUCAUGGCUCGCGCCUUAAGCAAAUCUGAACGAAAUUACUCUGUAACGAAACGUGAACUUCUGGCUGUUGUAUUUGCUCUCAAGAAGUUCCAUAAAUACUUAUGGGGAAACCCAUUUACCUUAUACAUGGACCAUAAGGCCUUGGUCUAUUUGAAUACACAAAAGGAUCCUAACCCGAUGAUGAUUCAUUGGCUGGGCACAUUGCUUGACUAUACAUUCACCGUGGUAUACUUACCUGGUAUUUCCAACAUUCUCCCAGACCAUUUGUCGCGUCUCUUUUCUCCUCCUAGUCGCACGCUGGCAGGGGGUAAGACAUACCACUCUAAGACUACAAAUCAUAAUGAAGACAACAUGAUAAUGCGGGCAACGCAUUUAGAUGACAUGAUGCAACCUCCAGAGGAGGAACGUCAUACCAUACCGGAUUUCCCGAAAGACGUGGAACAUGAGGUUAAUGAUUUCGUGGUUAAGGUGAUUGCUUUCGUGGGUGAUGAUUAUUUGUUCGUGGCUAAUGACAAGUGA
Lichtheimia ornata is the source of this 888-nucleotide messenger RNA. RefSeq lists its product as uncharacterized. The coding region runs from base 1 to 888 and encodes 295 amino acids. NCBI's taxonomy places the organism in Eukaryota, Fungi, Mucoromycota, Mucoromycetes, Mucorales, Lichtheimiaceae. The record is from RefSeq and is a predicted model, not a curated record. The transcript has a single exon.